Molecule: messenger RNA, 1440 nt
Organism: Pelobates fuscus (common spadefoot toad)
Lineage: Eukaryota; Metazoa; Chordata; Amphibia; Anura; Pelobatidae
Gene: NGDN
Product: neuroguidin
Exons: 12
Coding region: 32-1177 (381 amino acids)
Biological process (GO): maturation of SSU-rRNA from tricistronic rRNA transcript (SSU-rRNA, 5.8S rRNA, LSU-rRNA)
Cellular component (GO): nucleolus; small-subunit processome
Source: RefSeq, a predicted model, not a curated record
UUAGUAAGGAGAUACUUUCAGCUAUGUACUAAUGUGUGCCUAUACCUCCUGGUCUCCAACACCCUCAGUGCUUCACAAACUGGGCAGAGCAAGGCACCUGGAUCACUUUGAGACAACGAUCUCUUUCAAAAGCUUUCACUCGAAAAACCCAAAACAAACAGUGCAUCCUGAUGGAAGCUGGAUUGGUAAUGUAAAUAUAAAUAUUAUAUUGACAACAUUGUGGCUCAAACCUAAUGUGAUUGUUAUUUUGGUUACGGUGUCCGAGGACCUCCCAGCCGCACAGAGUCUGCUGUCCAACCUCCAGGAGCAGGUUACAGCAGUUACAGCCCACGUACAGAACCUAACGCAGAAAAUCCGAAAUGGCAUUUAUCCCACAGAAAAAGGUUUAAGCUUCUUGGAGUUGAAGGAUCAGCUCCUGCUGAUGUAUAUGCAGGAUUUAACCCAGCUCAUUCUGGAGAAGACAUGUGGAAGACACAUAAAUGGAAAUCCAGGGAUCAUGAGGCUGGUGGAGAUGCGCACAGUUUUGGAGAAGAUGCGCCCUAUUGACCAGAAACUAAAAUACCAAAUAGAUAAAUUGGUAAGAGCGGCUGUGACCGGGAGCCUUGGGGAGAAUGAUCCUCUACGUUUCAAACCCAAUCCCCAGAAUCUCAUGAGUAAGCUUGAAGAGUUUGAUGGAGAGUCAGAUGGAGAAGGAGAAGCAAGUGGUGGAACUGCUAAGAAAUCUCAGAGUAAAGGCAGAAAAUACAUCCCCCCUCGGCUGGCACCUGUGCACUAUGAUGAUACAGAGGCAGAGAAGGAACGUAGACUUCUAGAGCGUGCAAAGAAACGAGCUUUAAGCAGCUCUGUUAUUCGGGAAUUGAAGGAACAGUAUACUGAUGCUCCAGAAGAGAUACGAGAAGGGAAAGCAUAUCAUAUGAUGCGGCAUGAGAGAGAGGAGCAACACAGAACCCGAUAUGAGGAGUCCAUGAUGGUGCGUUUGAAUAUGACGCGCCAAGAAAAGGCACGAAAAAAGAAAGUGCUCUCGAUGACAUCACAGCUUGGUUCUCUUACUCACUUCACGGACAUUAGUGCCCUAACUGGGGGGGAAGGGAGAAAUGAGGACAUGUUACCUUCUGCUAAGAAAUCGAAGAGAAGCUCCAAAAAAGGAAAAAAGAAGAGAGGUUUCAGGAAGCGAUAACCUUUAUCUACAUCACAGCGCAGUGUCCAGUGAUGGCAGUGUCGUGUCACAGAUCCCUCCAGGCCUUAAUAUUUUUCUGAAACAUCAGUUUUUAUAUUUAGCCAGUUUGUGUGUUGCCUGGAACAAACCUUUUAUUCUUGUUGAGGGCACAUGGAGGUAAAUGGAACACAUCUUCAUGGGAUUUAAUUUGAACUUUAAGUGGUUUCCUCAACAUUAACUAUGCACCUAGUUUGCAAUAAAAUAUUUUUCAAUUGUAUAUAAAA